This is a messenger RNA of Antrostomus carolinensis (chuck-will's-widow), 807 nucleotides long. RefSeq names its product TNF alpha induced protein 8 (gene TNFAIP8). Gene Ontology annotation, biological process: regulation of apoptotic process. Gene Ontology annotation, cellular component: cytoplasm. The record is from RefSeq and is a predicted model, not a curated record. Lineage: Eukaryota; Metazoa; Chordata; Aves; Caprimulgiformes; Caprimulgidae. The transcript has a single exon. Bases 69 to 569 code for a protein of 166 amino acids. Gene Ontology annotation, molecular function: cysteine-type endopeptidase inhibitor activity involved in apoptotic process.
CAGUGGCCACAGAUGUCUUCAACUCCAAAAGUCUGGCCAUUCAGGCCCAGAAGAAGAUCCUUGGAAAGAUGGUGUCUAAAUCAAUAGCAACUACUUUGAUCGAUGAUACAAGCAGUGAUGUUUUAGAUGAGCUCUACAGAGUGACAAAGGAAUAUACACAAAAUAAAAAGGAAGCAGAGAAAAUAAUCAAAAACCUCAUUAAAAUAGUUCUCAAAUUGGCAAUUCUCUACAGGAACAACCAAUUUAAUCAGGAUGAAAUAGCCUUGAUGGAGAAAUUCAAGAAGAAGGUUCAUCAGCUGGCUAAGACGGUGGUCAGUUUCCAUCAGGUGGAUUAUACCUUUGACAGGAAUUUUUUGUCUAAACUGUUAAAUGAUUGUAGAGAGCUACUUCAUGAAAUCAUUCAGCGCCACCUAACUGCAAAGUCACAUGGACGUGUCAACAAUGUGUUUGAUCACUUCUCUGAUUGUGAAUUUUUGGCUGCUUUGUACAAUCCCUUUGGACCUUAUAAACUCCAUCUGCAGAAACUUUGUGAUGGUGUCAACAAAAUGCUAGAUGAGGGGAACAUAUAAGUACUUGUAUUAAAGCUGACUGGCUAUGCAUUAUUUGUAGAUGGAACACUGUUGAUUUAUGAAGGAAUAAGGGAGCAUGCAAAAAGGUUUUUUUACAUUAUAACAAAUAUUUUGAAAAAUAUCUUUAUUAAAUUGAUUCCUUAUUAUGAGCUAUCUGUUGCUAUUCACAGUCCGUCUGGAAGAAAGACUGCAUAUGACUUUUUUUACUGUGCUUUGCCUACAGAAACAGCUGGAAAAA